This is a messenger RNA of Hevea brasiliensis (rubber tree), 1255 nucleotides long. Its product is annotated as ribosome biogenesis protein BRX1 homolog 2. The coding region runs from base 172 to 1107 and encodes 311 amino acids. Gene Ontology annotation, cellular component: nucleolus. The record is from RefSeq and is a predicted model, not a curated record. NCBI's taxonomy places the organism in Eukaryota, Viridiplantae, Streptophyta, Magnoliopsida, Malpighiales, Euphorbiaceae. The transcript has 9 exons. Gene Ontology annotation, molecular function: rRNA binding. Gene Ontology annotation, biological process: rRNA processing; ribosomal large subunit assembly.
UUUUUAUACACGUAUAUGAUGGCACAGGAAGCACAAGUCAACCUAUAAGAAAAAUCUAUUGGAAUGGCGCCCUAAUUCACACAGCCUCUGCAAGCAACCCGCCGCGGAAAACCCCUCUCUGUCGCUCUCUUCCCUUCUAGACGCAGCAAACAGAUAUCACUUAGCAUACGCAUGGGGAAGAAGCGAAAGCAUAGUGAAACUGAGGUUUCGGGACCAAAGAAAGAAGAAAGUGCUCUAGAGCGGCCUCAGCGCACACUCCUUGGAUGGAAAGAUGAAGCUGAAGUGAAAGAAACUGAGCCUCAUGGUUUUAGGAGCAAAGAGAAGGUUUUGGUCACUUGCUCUCGUCGCAUCAAUUGCAGAUAUCGGCACUUGAUGUUGAAUGUGGUGUCUCUCUUACCUCAUUGUAAGAAGGAUAAUAAGGUUGAAUCCAAAAGUAGUAAAGGCAUGGCUCUUAAUGAGCUUGUUGAGCUGAAGAGCUGCUCUUCUUGCUUAUUCUUCGAGUGCAGGAAACAUAAAGAUCUGUAUUUAUGGAUGGCCAAGUGCCCUGGUGGUCCAUCAGUGAAAUUUUUAGUUAAUGCUGUGCACACGAUGGAAGAACUAAAGCUUACUGGAAAUCAUUUAAAAGGGUCGCGACCUAUCUUGACUUUUUCUGCUAAUUUUGAUAAAGAUGCCCACUGGAAACUCUUGAAGGAAAUGUUAAUGCAGAUAUUUGGCACGCCAAAGGAGCACCGGAAAUCUAAGCCUUAUCAUGACCAUGUCUUUGUUUUCUCUAUUGUUGAUGAUCAUAUCUGGUUCCGUAAUUACCAGAUAUCUGUUCCUCAUAAUGAAUCAGAUAAAGUGGCUCGAGGAGGCCUCGAUAAGAUGACGCUUGUUGAGGUGGGACCACGAUUUUGUUUGAAUCCUAUAAAGAUUUUUGGUGGCAGCUUUGGAGGCCCAACACUCUAUGAGAAUCCAUUAUACAUAUCACCUAACCAGAUUCGAGCAUUGGAGAAAAGACAGAAGGCUGGGAAGUAUGCGACGAAAGUCAAGGCCAAGAAGAGGAGGAAAAUGCAUGAGAUGUCAAAUCCUUUGGAGCCUGAUGAAUUUGCAGACAUGUGGAGGGAAUGAUUGUUCUUGUUUUUCCCCCAAAUCAGUUUUGUUAGUUUACUUAAGCACAUUGUAUCCAGCAUUAAGUUGGCUUAUUUUUCUGUGUUGUUUGCUUGAACAUUGGAAAUUUUCCUUGUUUGAAUGGUAAUUAAAUUAUAAGUUACAGCAA